AUGAAUUUUUCUCUUCUGACCUGUUCAGCAAGACCCUACCAAGAUUCCUCCAGUCAGAAGUCAGAAAAACUUCAGCAGCAUCUUCACCCUGAGGGCCCACUCUUCUCUUCUCUGCCUCCAGAAGACUUCAGCAGCUUGUCCACCAGCAUGACUCCUCGGUCUCUUCUCCUGUCCAUCUUGGUCGUCUUAUCUUUCUUCUGCACUGUCUGGUGCAGUCCCAUGUGCAACAACCAGUGCUGUCAUUUCGUGGAGGAUUUCCCUGGCAUGUUAAGGCAACUCAGAGCAGACUUCACAGAGAUCCAAGAUUUCUAUGAAGCCAACGAUGACUUGGAUGCAGCGCUGCUAGACCAGACUGUCGAAGACACUUUAAAGACCCCGUUCGCUUGCCACGCCAUUAACAGCAUACUGGAGUUUUAUCUAAGCACGGUUCUGCCGACAGCCAUGGCCGGGGUGACGGAAGACACUAAGGACUUAAAGCCUCACAUGGAGUCCAUCCAGCAGAUCUUCGACCAGCUCAAGAGUGAUGUCACCAGAUGUAGACAUUACUUCAAAUGCAAGCAUCAUUUUGACAUAAAUACCCUAAACUCUACUUACACUCAGAUGGAGAGUAAAGGUCUAUAUAAGGCCAUGGGCGAGCUGGGUCUGCUGUUCAACUACAUUGAGACAUAUAUGGCUUCUAAACAACACAGAAACCAUGCAGCCUCUGUCUGAAUGUGACCCUGGGAAGAAGAUUGCAUUGAUGACUUCUAUUUAACAUUUGUCCUGAGGACAAGAAUUCUGACCAUAUUGAGUCUUUAACUGUUUUUUUUUUUUAAACCGUGAAAGCCAUAUUUAUUAUUUUUUUAAAUCAUAUAUAAUGUGUAUUUUUGUAUUUAUUAUUGUCUUGUUCUAUAUAAAUAAAUGUGUUGAAAAAUAA
Messenger RNA from Dicentrarchus labrax (European seabass), 916 nucleotides. It is a transcript of the gene il10, whose product is annotated as interleukin 10. Gene Ontology annotation, biological process: immune response. The coding region runs from base 1 to 711 and encodes 236 amino acids. The transcript has 5 exons. Gene Ontology annotation, molecular function: cytokine activity. Gene Ontology annotation, cellular component: extracellular region. Lineage: Eukaryota; Metazoa; Chordata; Actinopteri; Moronidae. The record is from RefSeq and is a predicted model, not a curated record.